This is a messenger RNA of Meleagris gallopavo (turkey), 810 nucleotides long. Lineage: Eukaryota; Metazoa; Chordata; Aves; Galliformes; Phasianidae. The record is from RefSeq and is a predicted model, not a curated record.
AUGAGUGGAUCUAAUGGGAAUGAAUUGAAGGAAUCUGAUGAGGAAGAAGGUAGCUACCAACUUCGGCAGAUUCACUUUACUGGAGGCAAUAAUGCAGGACACACAGUCGUUGUGGAUUCUGUGGAAUAUGACUUCCAUCUUCUGCCAAGUGGGAUUAUCAACCCAAAAGUCACUGCAUUCAUUGGAAAUGGUGUUGUAAUUCAUUUACCAGGACUCUUUGAAGAAACUGAAAAAAACUUAAAGAAAGGAAAAGGUCUAGAAGGCUGGGAAAAAAGACUAGUAAUUUCUGACAGGGCUCAUAUUGUAUUUGAUUUCCACCAAGCUGCUGAUGGCAUCCAAGAACAACAAAGGCAAGAACAAGCAGGAAAGAAUUUGGGAACUACCAAAAAAGGAAUUGGUCCAGUAUAUUCUUCAAAAGCAGCUCGAAGCGGACUCAGAAUGUGUGAUCUUGUAUCUGAUUUUGAUGAAUUUUCUGAGAGAUUCAAAGUGUUAGCCAAUCAGUACAAAGCGAUAUAUCCCACCUUAGAGAUAGAUAUUGAAGGAGAAUUGAAAAAACUCAAGGCCUAUAUGGAAAAAAUAAAACCAAUGGUAAAGGAUGGUGUUUAUUUCAUGUAUGAGGCUUUACAUGGACCACCAAAGAAGAUUUUAGUAGAAGGUGCAAAUGCAGCGCUACUGGACAUAGAUUUUGGUAGGUAUAACCCUUCUGAGAUGCAGGUUGCUAUACAUUUGUUGUUGCUAUAUAUUUUAUAUACAUUUAAUCCAACUCUUCUGUGCAUACCUGUCCUUGUGGAAUAAAUGUUUUGUAUUCCA